Messenger RNA from Coregonus sp. 'balchen', 16571 nucleotides. The record is from the annotation of a GenBank genome assembly. NCBI's taxonomy places the organism in Eukaryota, Metazoa, Chordata, Actinopteri, Salmoniformes, Salmonidae.
CCGGCCUUCUUAUUCCACUCCCUCCUCCUGCCUUUAAAGAACGUGUCUGCCUCUGCUGAGGACGAGUCUGACCACAGCUUGUACAGCUCGGCUCUCCAGCUCUGCUGUCAUGUGUGGAGCAGAUCCAUGCGGUGAGAUGUUUAGCCAUGUCACAUGGUCAUUUGCGCUAUAGUGUACAGCAACAGUUCACAGCCAACAUCCAUUUUCGGAGGGGAAAGAUGGAAUGAUGGGUCCUGCCAGUAUACUAAUGGACAGGCCCGAAAUGUUACAGAUGUGUAUUACUGUUACUUAAACACCAGCUGUUUCAAGGCAAUGUUUUUCUGUUAUUGUGCUGGCUUCGAUUCCGCCUUGUCCCAGUACAGACUAUUUUUAUUUCUCUCAAUUUAAAUGUUUCAUUAGCCGCUUUUUGGGCAGGUGUCAAAGCUGCGUUUUUUUUAUCCAGAGUUAACAAUGUGUGAGGCCUUGUUGUUCUUUAAUGGUGAAUGCUUUUCAUUCACAGCCAGGGUGAGUUCAGCUGUUCAGCCUAAAUGAUUGGCCCCAAAAUAGACAUCCCUCAGAGAUGGUAGUUUCUAACAGUGGUGCUGGUUAUUUUUAUUGCACAGAGGGUCUUGCUGUGCUUCAAACUCUUGAGUUAUGAGUCGUUCACCCAGCUGUGGAGGAAGACCCCAUUGCAGGCGCCCAGCUUUUGUUUGAGUCCACUGUACUGGUGGUCAGGCCAUUAGUUUACAGCAGAUUUGGCAUAGCAGGGAUUGAGCAGGUCUCUUCUUCUUAUUGGUGUCCUUUAGUAGUGGUUUCUUUGAGCAAAUUUGACCAUGAAGGCCUGAUUCACACAGUCCCCUCUGAAAAGUUGAUGUUGAGAUGUGUCUGUGACUUGAACUCUGUUAAGCAUUUAUUUGGGCUGCAAUUUCUGAGGCUGGUAACUCUAGUGAACUUAUUUUCUGCAGCAGAGGUAACUCUGGGUCUUCCAUUCCUAUGGUGGUCCUCAUGAGAGCCAGUUUCAUCAUAGCGCUUGAUGGUUUUUGCGACUGCACUUGAAGAAACUUUCAAAGUUCUUGAAAUGUUCCGUAUUGACUGACCUUCAUGUCUUAAAGUAACGAUGGACUGUCGUUUCUCUUUGUUUAUUUGAGCUGUUCUUGCCAUAAUAUGGACUUGGUCUUUUACCAAAUAGGGCUAUCUUCUGUAUACCCCCCUACCUUGUCACAACACAACUGAUUUGCUCAAACGCGUUAAGAAGGAAAGAAAUUCCACAAAUUAACUUUUAAGAAGGCACACCUGUUAAUUGAAAUGCAUUCCAGGUGACUACCUCAUGAAGCUGGUUGAGCGAAUGCCAAGAGUGUGCAAAGCUGUCAUCAAGUCAAGGCAAAGGGUGGCUAUUUGAAGAAUCUUAAAUCUAAAAUAUAUUUUGAUUUGUUUAACACUUCUUUGGUUACUAUAUGAUUCCUUAUGUGUUAUUUCAUAGUUUUGAUGUCUUCGCUAUUAUUCUACAAUGUAAAAAAUAGAAAAACCCUUGAAAGAGUAGAUGUGUCCAAACUUUUGAAUGGUAGUGUAAAUGUAGUUAUAACUAUCCUUCCCGCUAUAUUUAGAGUUGCCCUGCCUUAAAGUGAUUAUUGCCUGACAGUUUGAUUAGGCUAUGUUUCUGAAACUGUCACUUGGGUUGAUUGACAUCUUGGAUUUGAUUGGAGCGGUCUGCUGAGCUUUGAGGUACUAUUUAUUUCUGAGCAGGCUGCCCUUACAAAAAAAAGAUUGCAGUUUUGAAACUGCGGUAGAAGUGCAGUAACUGCAGUCGACUGUGGUAUUUUAGACACUUUAUACUGGACUCUAACUGCAGUUAUACUGAAGCGUACUGCAGUGAUACUGCACUCUGACUGCAAUGCACUCUGACAGAAAUCUUUUUUCGUAAGGGUGGGAUGUUGGCGAGUACAGCUCCUCUCCAUCACCCUCUCUCCCUCUCGGGCGUGCUUAUCUUGGGCUGGCGGUCGCUCAUGGCUCCUGGUAUUCUUCUCGUCGUGUGACGCUCCGACCGCAAGGAAAUUCUGCUGCGUGAUAUUCUUUUCAGGAUGACAUGUCACCUGCUGCCGUAAAUUGCUCUUUCCUGGCAAGCCCCAACCCACAAGAGUAAUUACUAACAGAGAGAAAUACUGUCUGGCAGGUUCCUCCUCUCAUUUCUCAUGUGAGAGACGUGUAUUUCACCCAGACUGACUGGUCUUCUACUACAUCUUCUAAAACCGUCUCAUAGGCUGCAUAUACAAUCACUCUUGUUUACUAAUAUGUAUGGCAGUGAAGGGUUUGCGAAUGACAACGAUGAAUUUAAACAAGUUAUUGGCAAAGUAACUAAUCCGAUCCAUGUAUGGUAAUUGUUAAAACAUACAGGGGCACAGGCAUGUACAUAUUGUUCCUGACUUCUAUGAGCAGUGUGCUGCCUGUGUUAAGAUUUGGGUACUGGCUUGGCACCUAUUGGAAUGUUAGGUGUAUAACAUUUUCCUUAUACUUUCUUUGGUUUCCACACCAUUGCAGUAUCCAAUCUUUCUCAACUUUAUCCCAUUUCCUAUAAUUUAGUAAUAUCUUUUAGAUAGACUGUAAUGAGAAAAUGAUUCUGGUGGUUUUCAUGGUAGCUAUAAUGCCGUAGUCCUCCCGACCACAAUCGUUGGUAUAGACUUACAUGCCAUUUGUCACCAGAAAUUGGUUCAAGGAUGUCUGUCCUAUGCGGGGGGAACUAAUCUUCAGUCUGAGACUCUAUUAGCAGGAUGGAUGCUGGAGAGACACAGGGCCUCUAACUGUCCCUGGCGCGAUGCACUAGACUGUGAAAUCAGCCUUUCUGAAAACCUGCCCCAGCCACACACGAUCAGUAACGUUAGAUGUCAGUGUGUUGACCAGCCGAUGGAAUGAGGCGCCACAACACUCCCAAUAAAAACAGCCCCCGACACACAGACACACACACACAGGGAUAUGUCUUACUAUAUUUGCGAGGACCAACAAUUGAUUCCCAUUCAAAAUCCUAUUUAACCUAACUCCUAACGCUAAUUCUAAACCUAACCACCAACCCCUAAUCCUAAUUAUAACCAUAACCUUAACCCCACAUUUUUUGUUGGUUUACCAUUCUUGUGAGGAGUUCUGGUACUCACAAGUAUAGUAAAACGUGUACGCACACACACAAACACCGGCGUAGCAUGGACGGGGUAUAUGGUGGAUGGAGACGGUGAUCUGACGACGCCAGACCAAACCAGGUUAGGCCAGGUCAGCUAGUGCCUCAGUGGAAACAGACACAUCAGAGGCCAGAGGAGAACUAGGUAAUACUGGACUGUGCUGCUCCUGCUACUGCUGGCCUUUCUGGCUCACUAUCUGCCUGGAGUCUGAAGGCUGCCUGGAGGCCUCGUCUGCCAGACACCUUUUGGAUGCUAAUUGGCUCAGCAGAGGUUUCAAUGGAACAUGUUAGCACAAGACCUGGGUUCAAAUAGCAUUUGAAAUAAUCUUUCCAAUACUUAAGCCGUGCUUGAUUGAGCUCUCCUGGCGGAAUGGGACCAAUGAAAUAGUCCUGAGAGUGCAAACCCCACCCAUAUGGCAUAUUCCAGGCAGGCUCAAGCAAACACUCAACUUAUUUCAAAUAUUUCAAAUACUAUUUGAACCCAGGUCUGGUAAGCACUACAUUUUACAUUUACAUUUACAUUUUAGUCAUUUAGCAGACACUCUUAUCCAGAGCGACUUAUAGUGUCACGUUCGUUCAAUGACGGGUCAGACCAAGGCGCAGCGUGAUAUGCGUACAUGUUUAUUUAAACUGAAUAAACACACGACAAAACAAUAAACAAACGAAACGUGAAGUCCAAGGUAGCACACACAACUCAAUAGUGCCAAUAGGCUGCCUAAGUAUGGUCCCCAAUCAGAGACAACGAGCGACAGCUGCCUCUGAUUGGGAACCACACCGGCCAACAUAGUACUAAACAUACUAGAUCCCACAUAGAAAAUACUACAUAACAAAGAAUAUACACACCCUGACUCAACAUAUACGAGUCGCCUGAGUCAGGGCGUGACACAUAGUUAGUGAGUGCAUACAUUUUUCAUACUGGCCCCCCGUGGGAAUCGAACCCACAACCCUGGCGUUGCAAGCGCCAUGCUCUACCAACUGAGCUACAGGAGGCCAACUGAGCUACACUAGCACUCUGAUGCAGCGUUCUCCUCACAUACACAGGCAUUCCAGAAGGAUUAGGACACCAGACACCAUAUAAGGUUGUCAGAAUAAAGACCACAGUGGAGAUGGAUCUAUUUGAAGAGAAAUGCAACCGAGAUGAUCACACUCCUCUGUUCUUACCAGGAAGUCAGCUGCAUUGUUUGGGGCUGUUAAUAACACUUAAUUACAACAACAUUGACCAAUUUGACCGACUGCUUAUUUUGUCCCAUCCAAAUGGCUUCCCACUCUUGGAGGUGGUUACUGUAAGCACAGCUCAAGUCUGGUAUGUGGUUAUUUUUAACAUGCACUGUGUGCUAUAAUAUCAACACUGGAAGUGCGUUCCAUGAACAAUUACAGAGGAGACUGCCAUUAUAAUGAAUUUAAGAAAUUAAUUAAUUAACUCUCUGGCAACAAGAUAACUAUAGCAUUUUAAUAGCUUGAGCUAUCAAUUGAUAGUUAACCCUUGAUAAUCUAUGGUUCUGUAAUGAAAAUAUUUCACAAAGGCUGAAUCUUUAUUAACAUGUUGUUCUACCAUCUUUUUCUUGUUAAUUUAGUCUUCUAACCUCUCUUGACCACUUGUGUGCAAAGAACAGAGGAAGAUUGUUAAGGGAUUUUGGAUUGCUUUGUGUGAGUUUUAAUUACAUUCUCUCCAUGUCUCUACUACAAAAUUCGGAUUGAACGCAAUUUGUAAAGCUUGCCUAAUAGGCCUACAUAGAAGCACAGCAUAGUGUGUUCUGUUGAGGUCAGUAGGGGUUAUUUGAGGUGUUCACCAAGCUAUCAGUCUCACUCUGAUGAUCACACUUUGUGCUGGCAUGCCUAUGUGCAGCCACACGUGUUCACAGAACUUCACACACAAUAUCCACCCCUGGUUUUUAACAGUCAUGAGUCUCCCUCCAAGGCAUUGUCGGAUCCAGAGGAGAUUCAUAAAAUAGCCCCUUUUUGUGGGAGCCGCAGUUAGCCCAGUAGUGUGUGUCUAUUGUAUGCCUGCAGUGCUAAAGACACUUCAUAAUGGCGCCACAGGCCCCAGCAUUGCCACUGAAUAGCCCCCACUCUGCUGUGUCAUUAUUUGUCAGCCCCCCAACCUCUAUCCCUUAUGAGGUUCUGCUGGGCCUGUAAUUAACAUUAGUCAUUCAGCGGCAGACUUCCCGUAAGUCCUUUCCAAUUUAUGGACAGUCAAGAUAAGAAAAAAUAUGUGCUCUUCCCUGUGAGCUCUCAAGUGAAGAGGACCCAUUUUUUUAUACAACUGUCAGCCUUAGCUGUGCACCCCCCCCCCCCCCCCCCCCCCCCUGAGGUUUUCUGGACACAGACAGUUAAGGAGUUUCCUCUAGCAGACAUCCACAUCCACCAGGACUCGUCAGACAGAGACAGACCUCUCAAGAGCCCCUUGGUGAUGCGCCUUAUUGCUCACAGGCCAUCUGCCCAAUGUUCUCGGAGAUGUAAACUCUGGCUUGGCUUUGAUUAUGCCUGAGAUUUCUCCUCUCGUACUUUACACAAACCUCUGAUGUAGCACUUGGCCUUGAGGGCCGAGACUAAUUGAGACCCAGAGUACACCAUUUCUUGGCUUCACAUCGAUGUGCAGAGAUGUUAUCAGGGUUCGGAUGCAGUCGCAGCGCCUCUGACUGAAGUAGAGGUGGUUUUACCGGUGUUGAGGAAGGAAGGUGUCACGCAAAUUAUAUCCUAUCUCAAGGUCCUAAGUUGUUUAUUUUUGCUUAUCGUUAAAGCUCCAAUUAGACGUUUUGUGGAUGUGUAAUUAGCACCCUGAUACAUGGAGAAUGGCAUUGUGUUUCAGGUGAUUGGCAGUUAGCGGUGGCCUAGCCAUACCAUUUUCUAUUGUCUUUGGACUGAGGAGUAGCAUUCAUUUUGUUGUUGUGGUCAGAAGUAAUCCCCAGCUGUCCCCCUCUCCAGCCAGUGUUGUUGGUCUGUAGCUGAAGGCCAUGUUCAUUCAUUAUAAGGCAGAGUUUGCAGCACAGCCCAUCUGGAGCCACUUUGGGGAUGUAGCCGGCGGAUAAAGACGGCACUCUCGUAUAACCGACGUACCAUAAAUACGUGGUUAUUUGUUUGUCUUUCACUCUUUAUUACAUCCGUGUGGUUGUGUUGUUAUUACAUCCGUGUGGUUGUGUUGUUAUUACAUCCGUGUGGUUGUGUUGUUAUUACAUCCGUGUGGUUGUGUUGUUAUUACAUCCGUGUGGUUGUGUUGUUAUCACAUCCGUGUGGUUGUGUUGUUUCGUUUUUUACAAGCAAACGAGUCCUCCAUUAAAGGGGUACUUCGGGAUUUUGGAACUUCCCCACAGUCAGAUGAACUUGUGGAUACUAUUUUUAUGUCUGUGUCCAGUAUAAAGGAAGUUAGAGGUAGUUUUGUGAGCCAAUGCUAACUAGCGUUAGCGCAAUGACUGGAAGUCUAAGCGUAUUUACUAACAUGCUAGCAGAUACCCUUGGACUUCCAGUCAUUGUACUAACGCUAGUUAGCAACUUCCUUCAAACUGCACGCAGAGACAUAAAAAUGGUAUCUACGAGUUCAUCUGACUCUGGGGAAGUAGAUAAAGGGCCUUGUUGCCAAAAUCCUUAAGUAUCCCUUUAAGUCCCUUGGAAUCUUUCCCUGGACCUUGGUUUAGGUGGUUGAGGAGAAAAUUGCUCUUGUUGUGUAUGACAUCGGCUUUAGUAUUGUUGAUGCAAGUUAUUACUGUGAGCUAAAGCAGGCACGUUGCACUGAGGAGGAACACUUUGUCUCAGUCCAGUGUGCCUCUGGGUUUGUGUAACAGUCUGUUAACAUGUAAUGAGUUGUUUAAAGGCUGGCUGCAGACCUCCAUUCCCAGUUUGAUUAUUUUGCUAGCUAAAUAGAUUGAUGGAAUUCAGCUCUUUGGCAGCCUAGGCAGGUUGUCUUGCUCUGUUUGGCACCACCAUUGUGGGAAUUCAACUAGCAGUUGGAUGGAUGGACGUUAGCCUUUUUUGCUAAAUUGCCCUGUGCACUUACACAGUACAUCUGCAUUCACUAACACCUGCACUCAGGCCAUGCUUAAAAUCCAUCAUUCUGACUUUUGUUGGAUGUUUUGAUUCUGGUAAUUAACUCAAUGCAAUUUUGAGUCUUGAGUGAAGUGGAAAUGUAUCAGAUAUUGCUUAGGUCAUCGAGCCGAUUAAGUGUUGUCGUAAUUUAAACUGAAGUGUGAUGCAGGAUUUGGAUGGGGUAUUUAAUCCAACAGCAAUUUUUUAAUUAGUACGCAAUGUCUGCUAAUUCAGCUGUGCUGGAGUCCGACGUUAGAGAAAGUAGUCGUUUUAUUUUCCCCAUUUGUUUGAGCUCCGUAAAAACCCUUUCAUGUCUUCCUCCACAUUAUUGUUGAUCGUUUUCACUAUUGGCUACCGAGUCCCAAGUCCUUGUGUUAUUUUCACCCAAGGUUUUAGAAUAACAGCUACAGUUUAUGUUAUUGGCACCGAAUGGUUUUACACAGAUCACAUGGAAUGAGUGUUAAAGCCUGAACCCAGACAGGCCUCAUGUUUUAAACUGGUUUGACAGGCUCGGAACCCACAGCCAUGGCAGGAUAAACCUAACAAUAAAGCACAGGUUCUUCAUUCUCAAGUGUUAUAGUGCAUUCUUCAUGAUGGACUUCUGAAUCCUGAAGUCCAUUUUGAUAAUCGUCUACAUCACGUGUCGAACUCAUUCCACGGAGGGCUCUGUGUCUGUAGGUUUUUUCUCCUCCCUUGUACUUGAUGGAUGAAUUAAGGUCACUAAUUAGUAAAGAAAUCCCCUCACCUGGUUGUCCAUGUCUUAAUUGAAAGGAAAAAACUAAAACACGCAGACACUAGGCGCUCCAUGGAAUGAGUUUGACACCCCUGGUCUAUGUCAGCAGGAAGAUGCUUUUCCAUUCAUUUUUUUCAUUAACCCUGUGUGUAUCAAGGUAUUAAAUGAAGGUGAGAGUGGUCUACUGCUUCUUCAGCUGUCAUCUCACUUAGAAGCAGCUAAGGAGUUUCACCAAGGGUUCCAGUGAGAAGCAAUGAAAAUGAACUAGCAGAGCCAAUAUGCUCCAAAUCUGGUGAUAUUAAGGGGUUCCUCCAAGCAUGUGCAUCAGGGUCUGUCUCUGUCUGUCACAGACAAUGAAUUAACUGUCUUUCUCACUCCUCCAAAUGAGGCGUGUGGACUCCCCUUUCCAUUGCCCACACGAACAACACCACGUCGUGGGCUGUGUCACUUUUUCCGAGCUCAUUUCACAUGUCAAUUAGGCACUUUUCCAAAUGGAAUAUAGUUAUCACGUUGAUGUUUUUGCAGUGUCAGAAGAAAUCAAGGCACCUAUUAGAAUUUGAAACAGGGUUGUUUAAACAUGGCUGGCUACGGGGAGAGCGUAGUAACCCUUUUUUUCCAUUCUUCCAGAGGUGGAGAAAUGUAUUCUCUGCUAAUGCUGCGUGUCCCUGUCAAAGUCGCUGCCAGUCAAAAUGGGCUGCACUUCAUAAACUGCCCACCGGGCCAGUAGUAAUAAUAAUAAUAAUAUGCCAUUUAGCAGACGCUUUUAUCCAAAGCGACUUACAGUCAUGCGUGCAUACAUUUUUGUGUAUGGGUGGUCCCGGGGAUCGAACCCACUACCUUGGCGUUACAAGCGCCGUGCUCUACCAGUUGAGCUACAGAGGACCACUAGGAUUUUUUUUUUACUACUGUUGAUUCCAAACAACUUGCUUUUUAGUUCCAUCACCUUACAUUAGCUGUGGUCCAACGUCAGCCCUUAAAUGGUUUGUCUGGACCAGUGCAGCUUUUUUCUUCUUGUUAUCCCAAGAGGCCUGCAUUCCAUCCACCGAUGCUAACAUUGAGUGGCUGGUUAGCUAUUGCACUUUGUGUUGCAUCAUUUUCAUCAAUGAUACUGUAAUAUGUACUGUAUUGUAUAACAUAUUUAGAGAGUAUGUGGUGGUGGGAAUUCACGAAAUGGCAAGAUGCAUGAUCUUUUCCAGAGACAACAUCGCCCACUGUGUAGGCUUACUUCUUAGGUUGGUUUCCCUGCAUCGUUACUCAUGGUAGGAGACCUUCACCAGGUGCACCAAGUCAGGGCGAGGAUAUUUCAACGUGAACAUGACUUACUCUGACGCUGACUGUGAAAGACAUCACAGCGUGUCAAAGAGCGCAAGGCCCUGCUGGGAGUGUUUCCAGGGCCUCCAGGUUUCCUGAUGAAAUAGUGCAGUCGGGCUGCUAUAAACCUCCCCAGUGACAGGGUAGGAGGAGCUGGAGUGACUGCUGCUUCCCCAAGACAUAAACCACGACCGCAUGCAUGUCAGACCAGACCAGACCAGACCAGCCCUCCCAGGACAUUGUAGACGGGGGAGACAUGGCAGGUUCCCAAUGCUUUCAGCAGGAUCUGCCGCAAAGUCCAAAGAUUUUCCCAAAUGAGGGAAAAAAGAAAGCACUUUUUUAAUGUUUGUCUGAAAGAAAGUAUGUUUGGCCUGGGCAGCUCGUGCCCACGUGUUUGUGUUUUCGACUCGUCUCCGCUGUUCUGUUGUUGUAAGCGACUAUGAUUUAGGCUAAUGCGCUUGUCUCCGGUCAGGAUGUGGCGUUGAAUGGACACUCAUCAUUGUCCACCUUCUGAGGUUUUAAUGAGGGGGCUAAAAUAAAACAGCAGAGUAAACUUCAGAGGCAUGAAGAAUAGGAGAUCCGUGGCAAUCAAAUGCCAAGGUCGACUUCCCAGAAUUAAUAGCUGCUCUGUGAGACAUGACAGUUUCUUCAGUCAAGCAAGUAUUGAGCUCAAUGUGCAACACAUUUUAGUACGGAAUCCAUAUUACUUGUGUUACAUAAGUUGUAUUUUCUCAUUAGAACUCCUAGUCAUUGUUAUUUGUUGAACUCCGAAGUUCACUCAUUGGAACGUAUUUUUCCUAUUAACUUAUCUUCUCUCUCCCUCCAAGGCAUACAACAUAUGUGCAACGAUAAUAAUUGCUCACAUCAAUCUUGCCAGAGGUUCUUAGCAGGCAAUCCUUCAUAGGCUUUAUAGUAACAUUAUCUCACAGUCCCACAUCAUGGUUCCACACAAAUGUCAGGAUGUCAUCAUGUAUUGGCUUGGGAAGCCAGACUCGCUGUUAUGAAACAUACUAACAAUGAGAGGGUGUAAGAUAGUGGAAAAAAAAAAGCUACGAGAUCCACGUUUUCCCAGAACCGUCCAUGUCCCUCAAUAGUGUGUGGCAACACGGGCCGAAAAAACCUGUAAUGAAAUAACUAAAUUAAGGGAUUUGGCCUUGAAGGACAUUAUUUAGAACAUAUUUUUGUAGCAUUUUACAGUAUUAUGUAACAUCUGCAGAGUGUUAUUAAUUGAUUUUGAUCAAGUCUCUCAUCCAAUUGAAUACAGUCUGGAUACAAACUAUUUUUGUGUUCACUGUUUGCUUAAGCCCUACUCAAGAGACCAACAGCAAAUCUUCUCUCCCUGUGUGUAUGACUGUAAACAAACCAAUCAUUUUACAGGCAUGGCACGUUCUUUGGACUGCUUUUGUUUAGUUGAUUAAUACCAUCUACUGUAUUUCUAUAAGGCUAUUGGAAUGUUGUAUGGCCAUUACCUUGUGCUCAAAACACCUCUGCACAUUAUGUGGAUGGCGGGUUGUUGCAUUCUGUGCCUACAUGCUGUAAGUCAGUGUGGCGUGGACCCUGUUGUUUAUGUGUGUGUGUGUGUGUGUGUGUGUGUGUGUGUGUGUGUCAUACUGUCUCUUCAAUGUAUUGUUUGCCAAACAGGUUUUACUCUUGUUGGGAGUAAAAUGUCCUCCUCGCCAUACACAAAUCCUUCAUUUAGAAGUGGACGGUUUGCCUUGUCAGAAGUAAAUUGAUGUUUAAACUAAAGGAACUGUGCCUUAAUCUGUACUUUCAGGUGGUAUUUCGCCACGUAAAUUACUUCCACAGGUACAUCUUGGCUUGUCAAUGCUAUAGAUUCUCAGUCUGGAUGAAUGUCAAUGCAACCUCACGUGCGCUCGCUGGUUUGACACAUGCUGCACAAACCAAGCCUAGUAUUUUAAAUCUUCCAAAUACGCUGAGCAUUUGGUUGAGCCUACCUGGAAUGCCAGACAGGGAGGGUUUGCAUUUUGGGAUGAUUCCAUUGGAAUAGCCUCUCACAUAUCCGUUGAAUACCGUGCAGGGAUGUGCUGCUUUUUGCUGAUACAUCAGGAAUUCCUACUUUUCUGCCAUCAUCCUCUAUUCAUACUCAGUGAAACUUUCUAUGUUGUCCUGAUCAUUUUACUGAUGUGAUAUUCCCUGAUUCAUCAGGAGUAUCUGCUUCUCUGCCAUCAUCCUCUUUUCAUGAACAUUUACCCUACCCCCACACUGACCUCCUAUCUUUACGGAUCUACAGUGCCUUCGAAAAAUAUUCAGGCCCCUUCCCCUUUUCCACAUUUUGUUACGUUACAGCCUUAUUCUAUAAUGGAUUAAAUUCUUUUUUCCCCUCAUCAAUCUACACAGAAUACCCCAUAAUGACAAAGUGAAAACAGGUUUUUAGAAAUGUUUGUACAUUUAUUACAAAUAAAAAACUGAAAUACCUUAUUUACAUAAGUAUUCAGACCCUUUGCUAUGAGACUCAGAAUGUAGCUCAAGUGCUCCUGUUUCCAUUGAUCAUCCUUGAGAUGUUUCUACAACUUGAUUGGAGUCCAACUGUGGUAAAUUCAAUUGAUUGGACACCUGUCUAUAUAAGGUCCCGCCGUUGACAGUGCAUCUCAGAGCAAAAACCAAGCCAUGAGGUCGAAGGAAUUGUCCGGAGAGCUCCGAGACAGGAUUGCGUCGAGGCACAGAUCUGGGGAAGGGUACCAAAACAUUUCUGCAGCAUUGAAGGUCCCCAAGAACACAGUGGCCUCCAUCAUUCUUAAAUGGAAGAAGUUUGGAACCACCAAGACUCUUCCUAGAGCUGGCCGCCCGGCCAAACUGAGCAAUUGGGGGAGAAGGGCCUUGGUCAAGGAGGUGACCAAGAACCCGAUGGUCACUCUGACAGAGCUCCAGAGUUCCUCUGUGGAGAUGGGAGAACCUUCCAGAAGGACAACCAUCUCUGCAGCAUUGCACCAAUCAGGCCUUUAUGGUAGAGUGGCCAGAUGGAAGCCACCCCUCAGUAAAAGGCAUAUGACAAAAGGCACCUAAAGGACUCUCAGACCAUGGACCAUGUGGUCCUCUGUAGCUCAGCUGGUAGAGCACGGCGCUUGUAACGCCAAGGUAGUGGGUUCGAUCCCCGGGACCACCCAUACACCCCAAAAAAAAUUAUGCACGCAUGACUGUAAGUCGCUUUGGAUAAAAGCGUCUGCUAAAUGGCAUAUUAUAUUAUUAUUAUAUUAUUAUGAGUAACAAGAUUCUCUGGUCUGAUGAAACCAAGAUUGAACUCUUUGGCCGGAAUGCCAAGCGUCACGUCUGGAGGAAACUUGGCACCAUCGCUAUGGUGAAGCAUGGUGGUGGCAGCAUCAUACUGUGGGGAUGUUUUUCAACGGCAGGGACUGGGAGACUAGUCAGGAUUGAGGGAAAGAUGAACGGAGCAAAGUACAGCGAGAUCCUUGAUGAAAACCCGCUCCAGAGCACUCAGGACCUCUGACUGGGGCGAAGGAUCACCUUCCAACAGGACAACGACCCUAAGCACACAGCCAAGACAACGCAGGAGUGGCUUCGGGACAAGUCUCUGAAUGUCCUUGAGUGGCCCAGCCAGAGCCCGGACUUGAACCCGAUCGAACAUCUCUGGAGUGACCUGAAAAUAGCUGUGCAGCGACGCUCCCCAUCCAACCUGACAGAGCUUGAGAGGAUCUGCAGAGAAGAAUGGAAGAAACUCCCCAAAUAUUGGUGUGCAAGCUUGUAGCGUCAUACCCAAGAAGAGGCUGUAAUCGCUGCCAAAGGUGCUUCAACAAAGAACUGAGUAAAGGGUCUGAAUACUAAUAAUGUAAAUGUGAUAUUUUGAUUUGCUAAAAUUUCUAAAAACCUGUUUUUGCUUUGUCAUUAUGGGGUUUUGUGUAUAGAUUGAUGAAGAAAAAAAACGAUUUAAUCCAUGUCAGAAUAAGGCUGUAACGUAAGAAAAUGUGGAAAAAGUCAAGGGGUUUGAAUACUUUCCGAAUGCCCUAUAUCUUUACUGAUUUUCUAUACAGUAUGUUUUCCUGAUCACAUCCCUGAUGUGUGUGUGUGUUGUCUGUCACUUGCAGGUGGCUUGACGUGAGCGUUGCUAACCUGACCUGUACCCAGUACUGGGUGAUCUACCUGCGGGUGCUGCAGGAUGCGGUGUGGCCGGGGGGCAGCCUACCAGCCCUGCCCCGCCCGGAGCGCAGCCACCAACAGAAGGAGGACACCAAGCAGCAGUCCCUGCACUGCCUCAUGAAACUACUGCCAGGUAAGGGAUCACUAAUAAUGAAGAGGCAGGCUCGUGUUCAUUAGGCACCAAAUUGGAGGAAAAUGGACUGAAACCAGAGGGAUUAUGGACUUGUUCAAUAAUAAAUGCUCAUUUUUGUUUUUCCGUUCCAAUUAUUAUUAUUUAAUUGUAUUUUUGUAAUGAACUUUACUAAUCAACGUGACCCAGGACUUUAUCCUGUCCUUGUGACCUGACCAUGAAAAAGGAACUAGGUUAUAACUUUGGUCUGGAGUCCAGUACAGCACAUGAUCAGGAAAAACUCCUGGCCCAUACACACUAAUUCCUAUCGAGCUCUGCAAACAUACAAUUCAUUUGUAUUACAGUAGUAUAUAUAUAUAUAUAUAUAUUUUUUUUUUAAAUUUCUAUUUGCCAUAUAUUUUUUAUUGUCCUGUUUCACAAAAGUUCUGAACCUAUACAUUUUACAGACACAGAAUAUUUUACAUUUGUUAUCUUGUUGUUAUUAGUCCCACCCCUCAGCUCCAUUCAACUCCUCCCAUCUAUCUCUUAACAUCAUCCAUAUUGGAUUUAUAUUUGCCAUAUAUUUUUCAACUGCGCUGUGAUGCUUCACAAAAGUUCUGAACCUUCCUAUUCUCAUAGUUUCUACAGAUUGUAAAUUAAAUAUAUAUAUUUUUGCUAAAAGUACUAUUAUAUUAUUGGUCGAUUGACUAUGACUUUUCAAAUCACCAAUUAUUGCUAUCUGCAGCGUUAGCUCCAGGUAAAUGUUGCAAUUCUUCAUCCAUUCUUGGACAUGUGACCAAAAACAAGCUACAUAUGGACAGUACCAAAAUAAAUGAUCUAAUGACUGUCUCUUCGCAGCAAAAUCUGCAGAACUGGGAAUGUUGUAUCCCCCAUAUAUAUAUAACAUUCUAUUGGUUGCAAGAAUUUUGUAUAAUAAUUUUAAUUGAAAAAUUCAAGGUUUUGAAUCAGGCGUCGUUUUGCGUAUCAGUUCAUAAACCAUGUGCCAUGGAAUCGGUACAUCGAAAUUCUCUUCCCAACUAUUUUGCAAUCUACAUGGCACAGCUGUCAAUUUUUUGGAACUUAAAUUAAACUGGUAAAUUUGUUUAUUUAUCACAAUUUUCUUUAACCAAUUUUGGUCUUUAAUUCAGGGCCGACAGACAAGUUUCUUACUUUUUCCCCCUUCCACUUGCCUCUUCCAUUUUUGCGGUAAUGCUGCAAUUAGUUAGUUGUAAUUUGGGGUAGAGCAGACAUUUCCAUAUAUUUUUGUUAGCUGCAUGUGUGACAACACCACCAGUCCUAUUUAUGAUAUCAUUUACAAAGAUUAUACUUUUUUUUUUUUUUAUCAAUUUGUAUAUUUGAGUUUAACCACUAUUUGUUGUAUUAUUUGUUCUGUCUUUUAUGGUGGAUUAAACUAAAAUUGCAAACAACUUUCUAUGGCUUGUUUUAAAAAUAAGAAUAUUUUGGAGAUUAUUUCGUUUUCAAAUAACCGAAAGUGAGAGGUUUUAAUCUAAAUAAAGGGUAAAAGGACAUUUCUUUCGGGAUAUGUAUACCGAGUAUGUCCACAUCCCCGUCAGACCAUUUUAUUGGUAAACUACACUGUAAUGUAAAAGUUGUAUUUUUUUGUGAUCCAAUACGUAAUAUAGUACACAUCAUAAUUUGAGAAACGCUCAUUUUUGUUUUUCCGUUGCAAUUAUUUUUUUAAAUUUUUUUAUGAACUUUACUAAUAAACAUGACCCAGGAGUUUAUCCUGACCUUGUGACCUGACCAUGAAAAAGGAACUAGGUUAUAACUUUGGUCUGGAGUCCAGUACAGCACAUGAUCAGGAAAAACUCCUGGCCCAUACACACUCAUUCCUAUCGAGCUCUGCAAACAUACAAUUCAUUUGUAUUACAGUAGUAUUAUUGCUUAUGUGCAAUACAAUGGCAUUUAAUGUAAAUUCAAUCAUGUAAACUAACUAUUGAUAUUUAUAAGAAGCCAUUUCAGGGACUGCUGGUCUUACUAUAUCCAACUAGCUAUGUUUUUAGUUUUUCCCUGUGGAGUCCUGUGCGGCCUCACGGUCCUAUAUUUGUACUCUUCUGUGUUUACAGAUCUGCUCUCAGAUAUGCUGGGCUCUGACAAAUACCAACUAAGCUGGCAGACUGCACUGGAAUCUCUGCAGGACCCUUACAUAAACAGGUGACCACACACACACACACACACACACACACACACACACACACACACACACACACACACACACACACACACACACAAAACAAAGUAAUGUACACUACGUCACUUGCCUGUCUGUAUGGCCGUGAUUUAAAGAGCCUGACAUCAUGGUCUUGCAAUAGAUUAUGAAGGAACAUGACAUGAGGUAUUGAUAAAGGGUUCUAAAGCUAAGUGAUGAGCUGGUUGUGAAUCAGUGGGCAUCAGCCAAGCUUUAUAGCGUGUUCCAUAUGAUAUACCUCUUUCCAGACACGUUUCCAGUGGGUCAAGCUGAUGAUUUAUACAUUGCCAGCCCUUUGUUCUUAAGAUACAUCAGUUUUGAUUAUAGUGGCAUGUAUCACAAUUCAUCUUCUUAUUGAAAUGUUCAAAUAAGGUGUGUGUGCGCAAGGUACAGUAUAAUAUAUUUACGACUCAACUAAGUCCCUGUAGUGUUUGAAACAUGCUGUUAGAAUUAAGAGAGUUGUUUCAUGAAUUUACAUCACUGGAACGAAGAACACAGCCAUUUGUAAGGAUUCCAUUGCUGAAGUAAUUUGGCUCGUUGAACCUUGUAGGAGCUUAGGUUUUGGCCCUUAUGGUCCUCUUGGCCUGUAUGCUUUCGCCAAAAUCAUGCCUUGAUGUAAAUGGGGGAAAUUGCAACAGAAUUGCAGAAAUAUUAGGUUGUGAUUUGGCCCAUUGUAAAACUCGCUAGCCACAAAUGACGACGUUUUCAACAUUUUAAACAAACUUAAAAUAUCCACCUGUAACUUGCCAGAAUGAAAUGGUGUAUACUUUUGGAGAGAGGAAAUGUUGGACAGCAGAUUUCUGGAAGACCCCUGACCUUUUAACCUGUGACUCUUACCCGGUACAGACACCUGGUCUACUGUAUCUGGGACCUUCUCCUCGAGUUCCUCGUCCCCGAAACAUCUGAGGAGGACUUUCAGAAAACCCUGCUGCAA